This is a messenger RNA of Cuscuta campestris, 1309 nucleotides long. Lineage: Eukaryota; Viridiplantae; Streptophyta; Magnoliopsida; Solanales; Convolvulaceae. The record is from the annotation of a GenBank genome assembly.
GGCACCUAUAGAGGACAAAUUCCCUUACGGUCGAGAAUAGCCGUUAAAUUCUUACGUUGUAACGGUUAAGGAUAACCGUAUAAAUCCUUGGGUAAAAGUUCAAGGAUAGCCUUAGAAAUCCUUGGGGGAACGAUAUGAGAUAGCCGUUGUAAAAUCUCGGAGUGAAUCCCAUUGGCAAGGGUUGUUUGCCAAACUAGUGCGGUGCUUUGACGGAGUUCAAGAGACCGAGACUUAGUGGAUUGGGAAAUCUUUAAGGAGGAGCCUUAAGAUGGAAUAUUUUAUUCAAUCAAUUGAUUUUGAUUUAUGGUUGAAUAUACUUCACGGGCCAUUUGUGCCGAGUAGUGGUGAUUUUGCAGGUUUGUCUUUGGAGGACAAGAGGAAACUAUCCAUUAACGCAAAAGCAAUCAACAUCCUUCAUUGCUCUCUUGGCCCCGACGAGUUUGCACGAGUAUGCUCAUGCAAAACGGCCAAGGAGGUAUGGGAAUUGCUACAAGCUACUCAAGAAAGCGACACCUCAACGAAGCAAACGAUGAUUGCCCUUGGGAACUCCGAAUACGAAUCCUUCAAGAAAGGGUCAAAUGAGACAAUCCAAGAUAUGAACAAAAGGUUCAACGAGAUUGUCAACAAAUUGAGUAAGUUGGGUAAGACGUAUACUACUUCCGAGAUUAAUACGAAAAUUCUAUUUUCUUUACCUAAAGAAUGGCAUAGUAGUAUCGUAGAUUUAUUACCCAAGUGUGAUAAGGCCGAAACCGCCCACAUUUGGUCUUCCUUGUAUUCUCAUGAACUUUUGUUGAGAAAGACCAAAGAGGAAGAAAUGCGUGAGAAUCUCAAACUUACCAACGCCUUCAAAGCUUCAAAAGACUCGUCUAGUGAAGAGUCUAGUGAAUCAAGUGAUGAUUCAAGUGACUCAAGCUCUUCGGAAGAGUCAAAUGAUGAAGAAGAUGAAGAGAAGGCAAUGAGAAUGAAGUAUACGAAUUUCCUCAAAUGGAAGAAAUAUGUGAAGAGGAAAGAAGUAUAUUCAAAGCCGAAGAAAGAGCGGCUGUUGGAACACGGGUUUACGCCUUCGUCGUACUAAACUGUGUUCGUUUAUGACAGGUUUUGAUAAUGCCAAAUCGCCGCGACAUAUCGAAGCUAAAGUGAGCAAAACUAAGGCGAAGGAACAUGGCAUGAUGACUUGAGAACCAAGAACCCAGAAUCAAGAACGAAGAACUAGAAUUGUAUUGAGUCGGUCUUAAUGUGAUCAAGACCGGCACAAAAUUCCAAAUCUUGGCUCUCUAGGCUUAAUUCAUAAAAAAAACUCCUUUACAUA